GCCCGGGCGGCGGCGGUGGCCGAGCCCCCGAGGGCGAAGCGGCGGCUGAGGCGGUGUCGCUCCUCGGGAGGAAGCCGGGGGCCGCGGGCGGCUGUGUGGCGGGCGAGCCCGCGAGACCUCGCCUCCCGCCUUCGCCUCAGAUUCAUUACUAAACAUGGGUGCAUUUUUGGAUAAACCCAAAACUGAGAAACACAAUGCCCAUGGUUCUGGGAAUGGUUUGCGUUAUGGCCUGAGCAGCAUGCAAGGAUGGAGAGUAGAAAUGGAAGAUGCACACACAGCUGUUGUGGGCAUCCCUCACGGCUUGGAAAACUGGUCAUUUUUUGCAGUUUAUGAUGGUCAUGCUGGAUCCCGAGUGGCAAAUUACUGCUCAAUGCAUUUGUUAGAACACAUCACUACUAAUGAAGACUUCAGGGCAGCUGGCAAGUCAGGCUCUGCUCUUGAACCCUCAGUGGAAAGCGUUAAGACUGGGAUCAGAACAGGCUUUUUGAAAAUUGAUGAGUAUAUGCGUAACUUUUCAGACCUCAGAAAUGGGAUGGACAGGAGCGGUUCAACUGCAGUGGGCGUUAUGAUUUCACCUACACAUAUGUACUUUAUCAACUGUGGUGACUCCCGAGCUGUUCUGUGUAGGAAUGGAGAAGUCUGCUUUUCUACCCAGGAUCACAAACCUUGUAAUCCAAUGGAAAAGGAGCGCAUCCAAAAUGCAGGAGGCAGUGUAAUGAUACAGCGUGUGAAUGGUUCAUUAGCAGUAUCUCGUGCUCUGGGGGACUACGAUUACAAGUGCGUUGAUGGCAAGGGCCCAACAGAACAACUUGUUUCUCCAGAGCCUGAGGUUUAUGAGAUUUUAAGAUCAGAAGAGGAUGAAUUUGUCGUCUUGGCUUGUGAUGGGAUCUGGGAUGUGAUGAGUAAUGAGGAGCUCUGUGAAUUUGUUAAGUCUAGGCUUGCGGUGUCUGCUGACCUGGAGAGUGUGUGCAAUUGGGUAGUGGACACUUGUUUACAUAAGGGAAGUCGAGAUAACAUGAGUAUUGUAUUAGUUUGCUUUUCAAAUGCCCCCAAGGUGUCAGAUGAAGCAGUGAAAAAAGAUUCAGAGUUGGAUAAGCACUUGGAAUCACGGGUUGAAGAAAUUAUGGAGAAGUCUGGGGAAGACGGAAUGCCUGAUCUUGCCCAUGUCAUGCGCGUUUUGUCUGCAGAAAAUAUCCCAAAUUUACCUCCUGGGGGAGGUCUUGCUGGCAAGCGCAAUGUUAUUGAAGCUGUUUAUAGUAGGCUGAAUCCACACAGAGACAGUGACGCGAGUUUCUCUGUUUUAGGUCUGGCCGUCCUGGACUCUCUUUGUAGAACCUAUAGAACCAGGCUGUCCUUGAACUCUGCCUCCCUACUGUGGGGAUUGAAGCCAUGCACUCCCACACCUUGCUCUUAAUUAUUUUUCUUUCAUGUGAAUGGGUGCUUUUUCAAAAGAUAUGUCUGUGCAUAAGGAGCCUAAGAGGGUUUCGGAUCUCCUGGGGCUGGAGCUAUAUUGAGCAGCCAUGUGGGUUCUGGGAAUUGACCCGAAUCCUCUGGGUGGGCAGUCAGUGUUCCUAUGAGCCAUCCAUCUCUCUUGCCUCUCUUCUCUGGCAUUUUAAAUAUAUAAAAAUAAACAAGCUAAAACACAUAAAGAAUUCCUUCUUGACAUGUGGACAGUUUUUAAGCACUCAUAUCUGUCUUCUUUUCUCAUGAACACUACAAUUUAUUAUAAUAAAAUAAAUUUAUUAAAUGUUAUGUCUCCAAAGAUAAUUGGGACUUAGAGCCUCUAUCAAUAACCUAUUUUUGUUGUUGUUGUUGUUGUUGUUUUCCUAAUGGUUGGGAUGAGAACUAUAGAGAUUACAGCUGUUUACCUUUUUUUCUGGUUGCUUUGUCUAUUUUAAUGUCCAUGCAUAAAUAAACCAGAUAUCAAAUAUUUUUGUUACCCUUUGAAAACAAGUUAAAGAUAUCACAAUGUUUUAUAGGUUAACAUUUCAGAGCAUGGCUUAGUUUAGAAUAGGAACAUCUUUCUGUAUGUCAAUAAUACCUUAAUCAUAUCUAGAAAAAUGAAUGUUUCAUAAUGUUGUGAAAUAACCAAAUUUACAUACUCUUAUUUGUUCCUGAAAUAACUAUACUGUUUUUUUCAAACAGUCUAGAAAGGUACCUUGAACCUGACUAAUCAAGCCUGCAUUUUCUUGUACUGGAUACCAACUUUGACAAGCCUUAGCCAGCUUUCCUGUAAUCCAGCCUACUUCUUAGAUUUGUGUGAUUGUUUUCUCAGGGUUCCUUUAGCUUAAUCCUCAUCCCUGUUUUCUGGUACAUAGGGAGUCAGUGCUAUUUGAUUCCUAUUACACAUUUUGGAAAGAAUGCAUGCUGUGACUCAUUUAUGAUGGCGUACAUAAAGGGGACACGUAUGUUAGGCUGCCACGACGGUAAAGGGCAUGUAUGUAGAAAGCCAUCAUGAUGGUGCAUGUGAGGGAGUAUUUGUAGGCCUGUCAUGAUGUGCACUUGAAGGCGCAUAUGUAAGGCUGUCAUGAUGGUAUUCAUGGGGGCACCCGUGUAAGGCUGGAGUUCAGUUCGUCAGCUUAACCCUGCACAGAUCAUGAGACCCUUCUCUGCUGAGAAGCUUAAGUAGACACGACUUCAGAGACCCAUGGAAUUUCUCUAGUAUUUAGUGUUUAAAGUAAUUAAUAUGUUUUAUCUAGCGAUGGUUUUAUUAAAAUGCUGUAUUUUAAGGCAAAAUUAAAAUUAUUUUCAAAAGUUUUUUAAUCUCUGAAAGAAUCCAGUGUAAAUUUUUGUAGUUUUACAUUUGUAUCUUUUCUCCUACUCACGGUUUAGCCGAAGUGAAGAAACUAACAUUGUGAUGGCUGCUCUUCUGUCCUUUGCCUCGCUUUAAAAUAAUUGUUUUCCCUUUGAACUAAAUCAUUUUAGCCAGCAAUUUUUUAAAGUAAGUUAUUUUAGGAGAUGUUUAUAUUCUUGUUGAAUUUUUAAAGCAAAGUAAGUUUUAGAUUAAAGUUCAAAUGGUAAUUGGAAUAAGACGUAAACUAGCUCAUGGUAAUUGGCUAAAUAUAACUUGAUGUUACAAUUAAUCUGCACAGGUAAGAACUGAUAUUUAAAAUGUUCUAUUAACUGUGUUGCUUGUGGUAGAAAAAGUAGUGCUUUGUGUGAUGUGUUAUGAAAUCCAUGUGAUAUCCUAGUUUGUCUACUGACACUGGGGUCUUGAAUCUUAA
This is a messenger RNA of Meriones unguiculatus (Mongolian gerbil), 3224 nucleotides long. RefSeq names its product protein phosphatase, Mg2+/Mn2+ dependent 1B (gene Ppm1b). The transcript is spliced from 6 exons. The record is from RefSeq and is a predicted model, not a curated record. Gene Ontology annotation, biological process: protein dephosphorylation; negative regulation of canonical NF-kappaB signal transduction; positive regulation of canonical Wnt signaling pathway. Bases 155 to 1414 code for a protein of 419 amino acids. Gene Ontology annotation, molecular function: protein serine/threonine phosphatase activity; magnesium ion binding; manganese ion binding. Gene Ontology annotation, cellular component: nucleus; cytosol. NCBI's taxonomy places the organism in Eukaryota, Metazoa, Chordata, Mammalia, Rodentia, Muridae.